GUAGAUUUAUUCUUUAUGGUUCGAUAUCAACGGCUUCCAGAGUGGCUCAAAACAAAUAAGGUUCCUUCUGGAACAAAUUUUGCUAGAAUAAAACGCGAUUUAAGAGGGUUUAACCUCCAUACGGUAUGUGAGGAAGCCAAAUGUCCAAACAUUGGAGAUUGUUGGGGUGGAGGUGAACAUCAAACUGCUACCGCAACCAUUAUGUUAAUGGGUGAUGAAUGUACAAGAGGUUGUAGAUUUUGUUCCGUGAAAACAAGUAGGACUCCAAAUCCUUUAGAUCCAAAUGAACCAGAAAAUGUUGCUCAUGCGAUUUCUAAGUGGGGUUUAGACUACGUUGUAUUGACUUCUGUGGAUAGAGAUG
This is a messenger RNA of Funneliformis caledonium, 361 nucleotides long. The record is from the annotation of a GenBank genome assembly. Lineage: Eukaryota; Fungi; Glomeromycota; Glomeromycetes; Glomerales; Glomeraceae.